AUGAUGGAGGAGUCGAUGUCCGGGAACAGUUCGGAGGACGACAUCAGUGUAGGCAGGCCCUCGCCGGCGCCCUCGAGGUCGCCUUCACCGCACGACUACUUCAGACCGCUGAAACGACUGAAGAUGGCUUCGGAACCGGUUGAGGAAAGGCGAGGAGAAGGCGUUAAGAGCUUCUCCAUACUGGACAUAUUGUCGCACAGUCCAAGAACACCACCGCGAAUAGUCCGGCCGUGGGAUGCUUCUGGAUUCGAGAGAUUGCAGCGGCUUCAGCGCUUGGCGGGAGCUGCUCUAUUAGACGGUGAACGCUGGAGGUUAGCGGCGCUAGGGCUUCUGCGGCCGAGGGACAUGCAAGCGGAAUGCUGUGACUCAGCUUCAGAGAGAUCCUCCUCAGCAUCAGAUUGUUGCUCCGAGCCGAGGCGACCUCAAGCCUCCAACGCGCCCCACACGCCUCUAGACGCGCUUUUCCACAUGACCAGCAAAACCUUCGAAGCCAACAACGCUGAUAAUGGAGACGGACAAUCGAAUCACUUGAAUCUAUUCAAUUCGAGACCACAGCCUAAGAAGAAGCGGAAAUCUAGAACCGCGUUCACUAAUCAUCAGAUAUUUGAGUUGGAAAAACGGUUUUUAUACCAGAAGUAUUUGUCACCGGCUGACAGAGACGAAAUAGCUAGCUCACUGGGACUAUCAAACGCACAAGUUAUCACUUGGUUUCAAAACCGACGAGCGAAGCUUAAACGUGAUAUGGAAGAACUUAAAAAAGACGUCGAAAGCGCCAAAGUAUUAUCCGCACAUAAGAGUUUCCUUGAAAACGUCACAGAUUUGGGUAUUUUGAAGAAAAAAGCUAUGAGUAUAGGCGCUAGUGAAGAAGCAGCUACUAACUUAGUAGUUAACGCGUCCAAAUGA
This is a messenger RNA of Danaus chrysippus (African queen), 903 nucleotides long. Lineage: Eukaryota; Metazoa; Arthropoda; Insecta; Lepidoptera; Nymphalidae. The record is from the annotation of a GenBank genome assembly.